Messenger RNA from Symbiodinium sp. CCMP2592, 876 nucleotides. The record is from the annotation of a GenBank genome assembly. NCBI's taxonomy places the organism in Eukaryota, Dinophyceae, Suessiales, Symbiodiniaceae.
AUGUUGGUUGGCAUCGAGACUCUGGAGGUCACCCUCAACACAUGUUUGAUGACGAGGCAGCCGCUGGCGGCAUGGGAUCUGCUUGCGGCUAUUUUGCAGAGAGGUUCGCGGGAGCUGAAUCUUGAUGCUGCAGAUCUGGCGACGUCACUUUGUCAUUGUGACUGGCAGGAUGCGCUCAUGUACCUGGAGCCUGUCUGCAACAAGCGAUGGGUUGUGGAGUCCCUGCUACCUGCUUUGGCGGAGAGUCGGGCGCCUGGCGCUGGGAACAUGACCGCAGCCAUCCGCCACAUGGGAGCGACUCGCCGGUUUGUAUACGACGGGCGCACUGUCUACGAGUGGGAGCAGAACAUAGAUGAAUGCCACGUCUACAUCCAGCCCCCACCUGGCGUCACCAAGCAUCAUCUGGACAUCAAGAUUGAGCCGAGGCACCUGCGUGUCGGCAUCAAGGGCAACCCGCCUUUCUUGAACGAGGAGCCCUUUAGUUUGGUUGAAACCGACAGCUCGUUUUGGAUGAUUGAGGACGGGGAACUACACAUCCAGAUGCAGAAAGCCCACAAGGGCGAGACAUGGGCGGCGGCGCUCAAAGGUCAUGGGCAGUUGGACAUGUUCUCCGAGCAGGAGAUAAACAAGAAGCUGAUGCUUGAACGAUUCCAGGAGGAGCAUCCGGGCUUUGACUUUUCAGGGGCUUCCUUCAGUGGCCAAGCCCCGAGUGCCCGCCACCAAGUCACAGCGGCGAAGAUUGCAGCAGUUCUCUCGGGUCCUUCGUCUCCUAGCGAUGCAGUUUCUUGCCUUUUUCCUGUGUCAAACGGUGACCACGCGAAACGGCUGGGCCUUCAUCUUUCAGUCUUUCUGAAUCAAGUUCAGCUUGCUUGUUAA